AUGAAGAUAAAUGGUACCGACGUUACAAGAGCGUCGUUAAAUCAAGUGGUUGAUUUGUUGUCGACCUCAACUGGUGAUAAGGUGUCCUUAACUCUGAUAUCACCGAAAUGUUUAUCACCUGUUCUGAAUGUAAACAAUGGAAAUGAUGAGGAUGAUGGUGGUGGACAUUACGUAAUCUCGAAAGGUGGUAGUGAUGGUUACUCUAUUCAUUUGGUCAAUAAAGUUAUAUUGCCUUCACAACCGAAUAAGUCUAAUCAGACAGUGAGAAGUACAAAAUUAGUUAGACAUUCGACAAUUUCAUCAAUUUCAUCAGAACGAAGUUCUGAAAGGACAUUUGUUUCUUCGCUGAAUGGAAACUCAUGCAUGACAGAUGAAGGGGUUUGGUGUUAUUCGCCUAGUAUCAGUACAAAUGCAUCUGCACGUAGCUCUUCAAGUAGUCGGCACGAUCCAACAGUAACCAAAACGAAAUUUGUUGCAAAUCCAGGUAUGAUGCAACAAUCCCCUGUGCCAAACAGUAAGCAAAAUCUUGAUAUACAAGCACAAAGGGUACGAUUUCGAGGCUUGCCAAGAUCUCAGACGACGACAGGUAUUUCAAAUGUGGACCAGGAUAAAUCAGGAAACGCUAUGACAAAUUCUUUAUACUUUCCACGUAAUCCCAGAUUUCAUCGUGUAGGUUCAAAUGACUCCCGGCAUUCUUCUCACUCCCCAACAAGUUUUAUGCAAUCCAGCAAGCCAAUAACAAAUGAUUUGCGUGUAUUAGACGGCAGAUUACACCGAAAUCUCAGCAAUAAUUACCCACCUAAUGCAAUUUUUAAGAUGUCAUCAAGGCAAUCAGCUGCUCAUCGAUCCUUUCCAAUAUCUGAUCAACAAUCUUCACCAAUAAUCACAGGUAGACCAACACAUCUUGUUAGACGACCUAUAUCAUUAAAUCAGAGACAAGAAAGAAGAAUGUCACUUAUCUAUCAGACAAUGAGUCAACGUCAGCAAUGA
Molecule: messenger RNA, 990 nt
Organism: Heterobilharzia americana
Lineage: Eukaryota; Metazoa; Platyhelminthes; Trematoda; Strigeidida; Schistosomatidae
Source: the annotation of a GenBank genome assembly